Molecule: messenger RNA, 2638 nt
Organism: Boleophthalmus pectinirostris (great blue-spotted mudskipper)
Lineage: Eukaryota; Metazoa; Chordata; Actinopteri; Gobiiformes; Gobiidae
Product: rhodopsin kinase GRK1-like
Exons: 7
Coding region: 309-1994 (561 amino acids)
Biological process (GO): signal transduction; protein phosphorylation; regulation of signal transduction
Cellular component (GO): cytoplasm
Molecular function (GO): rhodopsin kinase activity; ATP binding
Source: RefSeq, a predicted model, not a curated record
AAUCAAGAAAAUAAAUUGUACAGUGAAUCUACAUAUAAGCUCCAGUGACUGUUCACAUGGUCAAAUCUAUUUGACCUCUGUGAUGUUCUGUUCCUAUAAGAGCUUGAAGUCUUUUGUCUGGGGCAUUAGGGUGUUAGUGGAUUAUUGAAAGAUGUUGACUCAGGUGUGUGUGGGGAUCCUCCUGGUACAGACCUUGUGACUAGUUCAGACCGUAGUGUCUACAGGGAUCUGCAACUUCUCCAAAGUCUACACACUAGUUUUAAGGGGUUCAUCUACUUUCUUUGCCAGAUGUCCAUUGGUCAUAAAUCAUGGAUAUUGGUGGCCUAACAACUGUGGUGGCAAAUUCAGCUUACAUUAAUGCUCGAGGAAGUAUUGAUGGGUCUAAUGCAGCAGCAGCGCGGGAUAAGAAGUACCAUGGCCGCCUCAAACUACCCCACAUCACAGUGUGUGAAGACCUUAGAGACACCCUGGAUUUGGCUUUUGAUUCUGUGUGUGUAGAACAGCCCAUUGGAAAGCGGCUGUUUAGAGAAUUUCUUGAUUCCAAACAGGAAUAUCAUGGAGCUUGUCGGUUUUGGAAAGAUCUUGAGGACUAUGAUAUGGCAGAAGACUCUGAAAGAGUCAAAAAAGCCUCAAAGAUAGUCCAACGGUACAUGGAUUCUUCUGCCAAGCAUUACUGCCCAUUUCUUUCUGAGGAGAUCAUAGCCAAAGUGAAAGAAUCUCAAGAGACUGCAGGUGAUGAUCUGUUUGCUGCUGCACUGGCUUCAACACUGGACUAUCUGCGGGAGGCUCCCUAUACCUUCUUUUUAGAGAGUAUGUACUUGAAGCGCUUUCUGCAGUGGAAGUGGCUUGAAAUGCAGCCCAUGGAUGCAGACUGGUUCCUAGAUUUCAGAGUGCUGGGCAAAGGAGGGUUUGGGGAGGUAUCAGCAUGUCAAAUGAAAGCUACAGGGAAACUGUAUGCCUGUAAAAAAUUGAACAAGAAGAGACUGAAGAAGAGGAAAGGAUAUGAGGGGGCGAUGGUGGAGAAGCGCAUUCUUGAGAGGGUUCACAGUCGCUUUAUUGUGUCACUGGCAUAUGCCUUUCAGACUAAAGAGGAACUUUGUCUGGUGAUGACGAUCAUGAAUGGUGGAGAUCUAAAGUACCAUAUCUACCUGGUGGAUGAGAACAACCCAGGGUUUGAUGAACCUAGAGCCUGUUUUUACACUGCUCAGAUAAUCCAGGGUUUAGAGCAUUUACACCAGAAACAAAUCAUAUACAGAGAUCUCAAACCCGAAAAUGUGCUCUUAGACAAUGAUGGAAAUGUGCGUAUAUCUGAUUUAGGUCUAGCAGUAGAACUGAAAGAGGGGAAGACCUUGACAAAGGGUUAUGCUGGCACACCAGGGUAUAUGCCUCCAGAAAUGCUGAAAGGAGAGAAGUAUGACAACUCUUGUGACUACUUUUCUCUGGGUGUAACUCUGUACGAGUUUAUUGCUGCUAAAAACCCAUUUAGAAACAGGGGUGAGAAGGUUGAAAAAGAGGAGAUGAAGGAGCGUAUGCUAACAUUGGAAGUUACCUACUGUGACAUAUUCAGUGAUGAUGCUAAAGCUCUCUGUGAUGGUUUGUUGGCAAAAGAAGCUAGUAAGAGAAUGGGCUUCAAAAAUGGAAACUGUGAUGAACUCCGGGCACAUCCAUUUUUUAAAAAUAUUAAUUGGAGGAAGCUGAAUGCAGGUAUCCUGCCUCCUCCUUUUGUACCGGACCCCAGAGUGGUGUAUGCCAAAAGUCUGGAUGACGUCGGGGCCUUUUCCUCUGUGAAAGGAGUUGCUCUGGAAGACCUUGACAAGACCUUUUUUGAUGAAUUUUCAACAGGCAACAUAUCAAUUCCAUGGCAGGAAGAGAUGAUUGAAAUGGGUAUUUACGGAGAGCUGAAUGUUUGGGGUCCAGAUGGAACAGUCCCUAAUGACCUCCGCAGAGAGUCCAUUUUAGAGCAGCCAAAGUCCUCCACAUGCUGUGUGUCCUAAACUAAUUUUGACACACAAAAAGUUACACAAUAUAAAGAUACUGAGUCAUGGGUCCCUGUGACUUAUUUUAUAAGCCUUCUUUAUUAUUUAGUGUUAAAGGUGCAUUAAGUAACACCUCUGGUGACAAGAACACCACCUGCCUGUCUCCAUUGCAUUGAGUUAUUGCUUUGCCUGGAAUGUUCCACAAUUUAGCAUUUAACUCUUUUUCAAGCAGAUGAGAAUGUAUUUUUUUCUAGCAGUAAAAACUCCUGUAAUUGAAUAAGUGAAAGAUGGAUAGGUUUAAUGCUGUUGGACAUUCCAUGCAAAGCAGCUCUUUGGAAAUAAAUAACUAGGUGAUGAAGCCCCUUUCAGAAAAGUUACAUUGUGCACCUUUAAGCUUUGUUCUUCAAUUCAUUUUUUAAACAUUUUGUUGUUGGUUUACUGCAGUCUUUAAUUUGUUUGGAAACUCGUCCUCUUAUACAUACUCAAAACCUUUCCCAGCAUUACCUUUCAAUGUACUUGUCAAUACAGUUUAUAGAAAACACAUUAUUCAUUUUAUUUGUUGAGGAUAAACAAAAGUUAGAGAAAGAUGUACAAAGUACACUAUCAUACCAUAUUAUCAAACACUUUUGGAAUGUCAGAAUAAUAAAGAAUAAUACAAAUUG